UCCAAAUUUCAUUGGUAUGAUUUUCAACAUUGUCCAUUGACUUUUUCUCUUCCAAAAUUAGAAAAAUAAAAUUUUCAAAAAACAUCCUCCACAAACUCACCACUCCUAAUAAUACACACACUACUCCCCCAAAUCAACCAUUACAAAAAAAAACGUCAAUCUCAUAAACUCCAUUUCAUCAUUCACCCACCCAACCAAUCAAUCAACCCCCCAAAACAAAAACAAUGUCGUACUACCCAAGAGGCCGUGGUGGAGACGAUGAUAACGCCGACGAUUUCGACGAGUACGAUCCAACCCCAUACGGCGGAGGAUACGACCAAUCUCUCACUUACGGUCGUCCAAUCUCUCCUUGCCAUGAAACAUGUUACCCUCCUUCUUCCUCUGGUAGCGGCAACACUGAGUUAGACUACGAUCGACCUCAAUACACUUCUUACGCCCAACCUUCUGCUUAUGGCGAAGAAGCUCAAGAGAAUGAAUACAAAAGUUAUUCUCGUCCUAAUUAUCGCCCACCUGUUUCUUAUGGUGGUACACCUCAACCCGCACCUGGGUAUGGGUCUGGAUCCGGGUUUCAACCUCAUCUUCCUCAACCUGAAUAUGAAGAACCCACUUCUGAAUAUGGAUCUGGUUAUGGCCGGAAACCUCAAUAUGAAGCUCCAAGUUCUGAAUAUGGAUCUGGGUAUGGUGGGAGAAAACCUGAUUAUGAAGCUCCAAGUUCUGAAUAUGGAUCUGGGUAUGGUGGGAGACCACAAUAUGAGGCUCCAUCUUCUGAAUAUGGAUCUGGGUAUGGGAGGAAACCCGAGUAUGAAGCUCCAUCUUCUGAAUAUGGAUCUGGGUAUGGAAGAAAGCCCGAAUAUGAAGCUCCAAGUUCAGAAUAUGGAUCUGGGUAUGGUGGGAGGCCACAAUAUGAAGCACCCAGUUCGGAAUAUGGAUCUGGGCAUGGUGGGAGACCACAAUAUGAGGCACCCAGUUCGGAAUAUGGAUCUGGGUAUGGGAGGAAAAGUGAGUAUGAAGCUCCAAGUGCGGAAUAUGGAUCUGGGUAUGGGAGGAAAAAUGAGUAUGAAGCUCCGAGUGCGGAAUAUGGAUCAGGGUAUGGGAGGAGUGAGUAUGAGAAGCCUAGUUAUGAGAGGCAGGAAGGAGAAGGAUAUGGUGGAUCUUCUUAUGGUAGGUCUGAUUAUGGAAGAAAGAAGGAUGAUGAUGAUGAGGGUUAUGGCCGUAAAAAACAUAGUGACAAUGAUUCUGAUGAUGAUGAUGAAGAGAAGCGUCGUCACAGGCACCACCACCAGCACCGCAGGCACCAUGAUGAGGAUUAAGAUGGUUGAUCGUCAGUUCUAAGUUGAUCUCCCCCAUCUUUCUCCUUAGCUAUUAGAAUAAGGGGUUGAGAGUGUUUGGCCUAUGUUAUAUACUUGCUGCUGUAUGUUUCUUUUGUAUGACGGCUCAUUUUGUGAUUCUAUCAUUUACUGUUGAACAAAAUUCCUGUGUGUUUUGUAUUAAAUGGUGUCGACAUUGUGUUGAGUUAUAUAAAUCCUUUUAUGUGUGUA
Molecule: messenger RNA, 1538 nt
Organism: Beta vulgaris subsp. vulgaris (sugar beet)
Lineage: Eukaryota; Viridiplantae; Streptophyta; Magnoliopsida; Caryophyllales; Amaranthaceae
Exons: 2
Coding region: 225-1310 (361 amino acids)
Molecular function (GO): phosphatidic acid binding
Source: RefSeq, a predicted model, not a curated record